CUCUUUCUUCCAAUGUAUAAAAGUCAUAGAACCCAUCUUUGUUGUCCUUCUGUACUCCUGUCUUAAACUGACCGUUUCUUUUUCUCUAAUAUUUUCCCCCUUUAUUUGAAUCCUCCUCUUCAAAUCUAACCAUACUUUUUUCCUACACUUCCUUCAGGCGUUGUUUAUACAUUAACUUUUAUAUUUGUAGAAAACUUUAAAAAAUGAAUCACUGUGCUAUUCAACAAAGUAAUUUUGCCGCUCGUGAAGAGAUGAUGCGUUCCUAUUCCUCGAUUUCCGAUAAGAAGGACGCCGUUGUUUGCCCAAAACCCCGACGUAUUAGCCCUAUGAGACCUCUCAGAUGGCAUGUCAGCCAUCAGCAAGACCUCUGUGAUUCAAGAGCUGGAGCUGAUUUAUUAGAUAUCAUCCUCACAAAGGGUGGUGGUAAUAGUGUGGAUCAAUCAGCUACACAAGUAGCCUCGUCGCCUCCAUUUUUUUGUGGGUCACCGCCGAGUAGAGUAUCUAACCCAUUGAUUCAAGACGCCCGAUUUGGGGACGAGAAGGUCACCCCAGUAUCACCACGGGCAAUACCAAUUCCCUCCGGAUUGGCUUCGUCCCCCUCAGCAUCCGCCAGGAAAGGCGGAUGCGUGAGCAGGGCGAAUUUUGGCCACCAUCCAGCCGUGAGAGUUGAAGGUUUCGAUUGCCUUGACAGGGAUCGUCGUAAUUGCAGCAUCCCUACAUUGGCUUAAGAGAAAACAGUACAUAAAGAGGAAAUCAACUUUUGGAACAUUUUCGUCGACUGAGAAGCCAAGGAAAGAUCCUUUUACCUAGUGUAAAUAAGUUCAAAGGGUCUUAUGUAAGUAAAAUUGUAAUAUAGUGUCUUUUGUACUUGCAAGUAAAUGAGAGUCGUUAUUAACAAAGUAAUUAGAGUCUAAUUGAGAGUAAUUUAAUGUUUUUUAUGGGUCCCUCUUGUUCGAAGAGAUUUUGUAAAAAUGAGAAGGAAAAAUUAGUUGUUGAUUGGAAUCAUGAGAUGUGGUCUAUUCACAUUGUAAAAUCAAUGUAUGAAUAUUUAUAUAAAAAAUCCGUUUACGGCUUUGAUA
Solanum dulcamara is the source of this 1079-nucleotide messenger RNA. RefSeq lists its product as uncharacterized. The record is from RefSeq and is a predicted model, not a curated record. The transcript has 4 exons. Lineage: Eukaryota; Viridiplantae; Streptophyta; Magnoliopsida; Solanales; Solanaceae. The coding region runs from base 204 to 728 and encodes 174 amino acids.